Molecule: messenger RNA, 2454 nt
Organism: Drosophila persimilis
Lineage: Eukaryota; Metazoa; Arthropoda; Insecta; Diptera; Drosophilidae
Product: sodium/potassium/calcium exchanger 3
Exons: 7
Coding region: 273-1835 (520 amino acids)
Biological process (GO): intracellular calcium ion homeostasis; calcium ion transmembrane transport
Cellular component (GO): membrane
Molecular function (GO): calcium, potassium:sodium antiporter activity; calcium channel activity
Source: RefSeq, a predicted model, not a curated record
UAGUUGUGCGAUAUAAUUCCAGCCAAGCGGUUUGCUGGAGGAACCACCGGGAAGCGUACAAUCGAAUCGAAAUAGCCGGAAUUCGAAGUCCGCACGUUGCGCAUACGCCGUGUAUGCCAAGCCAAUCGAGUGUCAGCACAAAUCCGAGAGGAAGCUUCAAAUAAAUGCAAACAAAAUUCAAACAAAUUCGAGAUCGCCUCCCGCCUACGAUUUUUUUUCCCGUUUCGUUUGUUUUUUGAAUUUGGCUUCAAGAUCUGCUGUAAGCUUUAAUAAUGGUGAAAAACUUCGGCCUUUUGCUGGGCCUGUUCGUCUUACUAUUUGGCAGCCACGCAACGAGUACCCACGCAACAGCCGGCAAUGAGAGCAACUUUCUGGAGGCAUCCCUGAGAUACUUUGAUGAGCAGCUGCUCUACGACAUACUGCCACGUGCCUCGUGCCCGGGCGACGAUGAGACCUCACCGAUGGAUGAGUUUUCUGACCUCUUUACAGUGGAACAGCUUCGACAGGGCUGGGUGGUGCUUCAUGUCUUUGCUGCGGUAUACUUCUUUAUACUGCUGGCCAUAAUAUGCAACGACUACUUCCUGCCCACGGUGGAGUGCAUCUGCGAGGACCUGCACCUGUCCAAGGACGUGGCGGCGGCCACCUUUAUGGCCACGGCCACAUCGAUGCCCGAGUUCUUCACCAACACUAUCAGCACCCUGAUCCUGGAGUCGGACAUGGGUCUGGGUACGAUCAUCGGCUCGCUCAUGUUCAACACCUUGGGCGUGGCGGGCCUGGCGGCGCUGUCCAUUGACAAGCCGGUUCAGCUGGACUGGUGGCCAAUAGCGAGGGACUGCUUCAUCUACAUAUUCAACACGAUAAUCCUGCUGGUACUGGCCUGGGGCGGCAGCAUUAGCUUCGUCGAGUCCUGCAUUAUGAUGGGCUUCCUAGUGCUCUACUAUCUGAUCACCUUCAACAACAACAAGUUCAUGCCAGCCAUUCGCGUAUUCAUCGAGGAUCGCAUGAACUGCUGCUUCUCCACGCGUUACGAUCUAACGGAACCUCCGGAGAACAGCGCCAAGGCACAGCUUCCGCUGAAGAAGGAUCCCCUGACGGGCGAUGGCCUGUUCGUGGUAAACUUGCCAGAGAACACCUCGUCGAUGUCCUCCACCGCCAAUCUGACCCACUCCAAGCAUUGGAACGGCGAUGACAGCGAUGAAGACGAUAUGCCAAAAAGCAUCUACGCCUAUCCUCACGACGCCUCGCGCUUCAUGAAGAGCUGGUGGAUCUUCGUUUUCCCGAUUAAGUUCACCCUCUCUUGGCUGAUCCCGCAUCCGAUGAAGCACCGCCGCCUCUACCCACUGUCCUUCAUCAUGUGCAUCCUCUGCAUCGGGGGCAAUGCCUACCUGAUUGUCUGGAUGCUGACGGCUUUCGGAGUGGCCAUCCAUGUGCCAACAAUAGUAAUGGGUCUCACUUUCCUGGCUGCCGGCUCCACCAUGCCCGAGGCCGUCUCCAGUCUGAUAUCCCUGAGGAACGGUGAAAGCGGAAUCGGAGUCUCGAACUCGCUGGGUGCCAACUCGCUGGCUAUCCUGCUUUCUCUUGGCGUGCCCUGGUUCAUCAAGAACUGCCUAAACUAUGGAAGUGGGGAGCCGCAACAGGUCGGCACACAGGGCAUCGAGUACAAUAUCCUGAUACUAAUCAUUUCAACGGUGGCCCUCUUCAUAAUACUCAGCUUCAGUGGCUACCGCUUGACCAAGCGGGUGGGCAUCGCUCUCUUCACCGUCUACGGAGUGUUUAUCGUUCUUCAGAUUCUUAUUGAGAUGAAUGUGUUCUUCCCCAGGGACUGCAGUAGCUAGUGGCGGUAGGGUAGGGCGUCUGUGGCACGUGCUCCUGGUGCUGGCAUCAGCAGUAAUUUUUUUUUUUGUUCCGAGUUCGUUGAUUUCUUGUUUUCUGUUACAUGCAUUAAUUUUUGCUUAAGACUGUCUUUAGGGUUAAAAAACGAGUGCAGCAGGAGAGCUUCAACAGAAAGAAAUGAAAAGGAAUAAGCUCUGCAAUUUUCUAUUUAUUCGCCAGUGUAUAUAUGUAUGUAUUUAUGUAAAUAUGUUUUUGUGUGUAGUCCCAUAGUUGUAGGCAAAUAACGACGACGAUUCACAAAUGUUUCAACUGUUACCAAAGCCCCAAACGAGAUACUAGGAAUUAAGCGAAGUGAAGGGAAACCCUCGAAACCAAUCAAACCAAAUGUUAUAGCCACAUACAAAUCUAGAUGGUCUUUUGACCAAGUGCCCCACGAUAUUUCCAGUCUGCAGCUCGACGAUUCUCCAUUCGGACCAGGGCUGCUCCCCGGAGCCGCUCUUUCAUACUUCUGUUGAUAUUGCGUUGAUGUGUGUGUUUAUACACUAGUAACUAUUGUUAGCGUUACCCAACGCCCUUGAUAGCACUGUUAUUAAUUUAUAAAUAAAUUCUAAGAACAAUUUU